UCCAGACUUCCAGUAAAGAAGAAAGAAAGACAAAUAUCGUAGUCAAAUUAUCAAACCCCUCUCCUUUUGUGUAUUAAAUUUUCUCUCGCCAAAACCAGAAAAUUACACACACAAAAAAGGGUCUUUCUUACACUUUGCUUCUUCAAUUCAAUCAAUUCACAUUCAUUCAUUUCUCCUCCAGAUUUUCUCCAAACUUUCUAACACAAAAAAAGAAAAGAAAAGAAAAGAAAAGAAUUGCCCAAUGAGCGAUCGUCGUCGCCGUCGCUAAAGAUAAGUCGGAAAGUUCUCCGUUGCCGCCGCUCCGAUUCGCCGCCGCGCCUUCCAAUGGCUGCUCCGAGGAAUCUGGCCGUGGACGCCGGCGUCAGGCUGUCGAGAGACGAGGAGAACGCCGCCGCCAAGGAGGACGAUUCGCCCUCCGCAAAGAAGCCCAAAUCCGAGAGGUUCCCGCUCACGCGCUGCGAGUUGGCGUCCGCCAUGGGAGUCUUCUUGAUCUUCUCCGCCGGCCUCUUCUGCAUCUACUCCACCAUGCCCUCCGCCGCGUACGGCAAGCUCAAGCUUCCCCGCACAAUCUCGGAUCUUCGCAUGCUCAAAGAGCAUCUUGCAAGUUAUUCGAAAGAUUUUCCUGCGCAAUUCAUUCUCGGUUACUGUUCCACGUACAUCUUCAUGCAGACUUUCAUGAUUCCUGGAACAAUUUUCAUGUCCUUGCUAGCCGGAGCACUUUUUGGUGUCCUCAAAGGUGUUUUCUUAGUUGUUUUCAAUGCUACUGCGGGAGCUUGCUCGUGCUUUUUCUUGUCUAAGUUAAUUGGGAGGCCUUUAGUUAGUUGGUUGUGGCCAGAAAAGCUGAGAUUUUUCCAGGCAGAGAUAGCAAAGCGUAGGGAAAAGUUGCUUAACUACAUGCUUUUCCUGAGGGUAACUCCAACAUUGCCAAACCUUUUCAUCAACUUGGCGUCUCCAAUUGUUGAUAUACCAUUCCAUGUUUUCUUUCUGGCAACUUUACUUGGUCUUAUUCCAGCAGCAUAUAUCACAGUCAGAGCUGGCCUUGCUCUCGGGGAUCUUAAGUCGGUCAAAGAUCUAUACGAUUUUAAGACUUUGUUUGUGCUUUUCCUUAUUGGUUCGCUUAUCAUACUCCCUACCAUUUUGAAGAGGAAACGAAUCUACGAAUGAGAACUUCUGCUAGUUAGGUUCCACAGUCCUGUCAAAGGCAGCUUAUUAUGUGCCCUUCGGGCAGGCUAUAGAUUGUAAGCUCUAACAAUGAAUUAUACAGGUUAGUUGUAUUAAAAAGAGUAUAUUGGGAAUAUUGGUAUUGAUAUAGUCCAGAAUAUUCAUUCUUUUAAUAGAAAUCAAAUUCAUAAACAAAUAUUGGAGGAGAUUGUGCAAGGAAGGAUAUUUAUGAUUUUGUAAUGCUCAUGAACAAUGUAAACACUGACUAGUUGUUGUAUCACGGUUCUUCAUUUUAAUGACAAUGUCGAA
Messenger RNA from Morus notabilis, 1470 nucleotides. RefSeq lists its product as uncharacterized. The coding region runs from base 325 to 1164 and encodes 279 amino acids. The transcript is spliced from 4 exons. The record is from RefSeq and is a predicted model, not a curated record. Gene Ontology annotation, cellular component: endoplasmic reticulum. NCBI's taxonomy places the organism in Eukaryota, Viridiplantae, Streptophyta, Magnoliopsida, Rosales, Moraceae.